AACACUUCGGUUUAUUGUCAGGCUGUUUGUGUCAAAAUAUCAUUCAUUUUUUUCUACUCAGAGACAACAAAGGGUUAAAUAGUUAACUAUCCAGUUCAGACUUGGUGUAAAUCUGUUUAGGAGUAAUUCAACAACACCAUGACAAGACUGCCAAUACUUUAGGCAAUAUUGUUUGGUUGUGAAUGUGCAGCUCUGACUCAGAGGAUUUACCUAAUCCAAAUACUUCAGACUCUUGUCCACCGUGAAUUACUGAGUUACCCAAUAUCAAUGAGCUUUACCUCAAACUACGCCCAGUCAGGAUAUAGGUGUUGUCCACUGCAAAGGAAGGAAAUUCUGUCACUUAGAACAAUGGGCAUGUUUCUCUAUCUAUAGACCCAGAGAGGCCGAGAGCAGGACGGAGCAGACCUUGUUCUGUUAGAUAGAAAAGGGUAUUUUAGUACAGCGAAGACUGGCCUAAUGGAUGUGAAGAAUUAGAGUCUUGUAUGUUGAUGCGCAACAAGUUUAGAAAUAUGAAAAUGGACUUUCAUCUCAGGAAAAAGGAAUCAUACAAAGUUUUUAUGCUACUGUGAGCUGCAUAUCAGCAUUUUGCUUUGGAGGAAUCAUAUCAGCUUUCUACUGAAGGAUCAGAAGCGGUCUUGGAUGGAGGGGUCUGGCAGUCCUCGCUUCAGAAAGCUUCACUUCCCAGUGGGUCUUUGGAUCAACUCACCAAGGAAACACUUUGCCAAGCUGGGGAGUCGCUGGCCGAGUGCUGUCUCUGUCAAGUCGACCACUAGCUCUGACGCAGCCUCCCUCCACGAGGCCCCCUCUGCUCCUUCCUCUUCCCUUUCUACCUCCACCCCCUCGCUGGCUUCCCCUGCCCCAUCCCCAUCCCCUUCCCCUGCCUUCCUCAGGCCGCGGCCUGCUGGGCCCCAGUCUCGCACAAAGCGCCUUUCCCACCUCUUCCUGCGAGGGCGCUCCAACAGUGACCGGGACCGUGCGGUGGGGGAGAGGGAGAGAGAGGUUUGGGCUCAUUCAGCUGCUUCCUCCUCCCAUCAUUAUCUCCCCCCUGCCUCAUCAUCUGCCCCAGGUCUGAUCAAGAUCUACGGGGAUGCCCUCUCCAGUGGGGCCAAUUAUCGCUCCCUGCUGGCCAACAUUCACUCUACAGCCAGGCAGCUCAUCGCCCAGGUCAUCACUCGGUACACUGAGAGGGAAAGGGAGGAGACAGAUGACGCAGUUCUACAGAAACACAGCCCAGAGGACUUCCUGUUGUGUGAUGUCAUUGGAAAGCCCAUCCCGCAGCCAGAUGGAGCUAUCAAAUGGGAGACAGAGUGCCGGAGAAGUGUUGCCCCAUGGGAAUGUCCUCUGUUGUUGGUGGACAUGUGGAGGCCUAAGGAUGGAUUCGAGCGACGCUUUGAAAUCCAAAGGAAGGAUGAGUAUGAGAGAGAGGAGAUGGAGAGGGAGAAGGAACGUGAGAGGGAAGGAGAGAACUAUCCAGGUGUGCGCUGGCGCCGGAGCAGGAUUUCAUCAGGGGGUGGACCAGAGGAGAGUGAGCGAGGUCAUCGCGGAAGAAACACAGAGCUCAGGAGGAGCAUCAGUGACAUGAACUUGAGUUUGCGUCGUCGCCAAGGCAAUCACGUCAUUAAAGACCAACGUGGCCCUGGCAACCGGCCUAACAACAACGCAGGGAUGCAGGACAGGAAGAACAUUGUGAGCAUGAUCAGCCCACAGCCGGGAGAGAUUAGAGCUUCAAAAACUGAAGGAAAGGUUGGAUGGACAAACCAGCCCGCAGAGGACGAGAGGGAUUACUCCAGCUGCGACCUGGAAGUGAUGUCACAAAGUCUAAUCCUUCCACCCACAGACCGACCCUACUUCCUGUUGCUGCAGGGUUACGAUCAGAGCAAGGAUUUUGUUUUGUACAUCAUGGCGGGACAUACCCAUGUGUUUGGAAGGAAGCCCACAAUGAGGGAGAAAGAGAAGGAUAGAGAGAGGGAGAGGAAGGGGAAGAGGCCUCUGAAAGUGGACACGUUCCUCUCUGCUCCGGACCUGUUGGCCAGACACUUACUGGUCAGGAGAGACUCAGCUGUUCCCGACACGCCCACCGGACAAGCUCUGAUGCGGCCCUUCAGAGGAGGUGCUGUCACGCACAAUGGAGUGGCCCUUUAUAGGGAGACCGUCUUGAAGCCUGGGGAUGUGAUUGGUCUUGGGAACCACUUCCUUUUUCUGUACCGUGACCCCCGUGUGACUCCAGCUGCACCACUGGCAUUGACCCUGCCAUGGCAGACUGACGUCUCCACCACCUGCUGUCCUUCAGGGUUGGUGGACAGGCAGGAGGCACUGAGGACGUACCUGGGAUCUACUGACGCAGUUCUGAAGUUCCAUCCCCGUCACGCAGAUUCCCUGUUACAGGAGAUUAUCUCCAAAAAUUCUUCUCCAGACUCUGGAGGCGGACCUUUAGCUCCUGCGUAUCUCCUGUCAAUCAUGAUUGAUCAUGCAUCCAAACACCUGGAUCCUGCUCUCACACCACAGAUAUUACUCAAAUCAGCAAAUCUAAUUAAAGAAAUUGUCUGGGAUAACAUUAAGGAAUUUGGGGAUAAGCAUCCCACGCAAAACUCCACAGAGCAGGAGGGUGAGAUAAGCACGCCGAAUGUCCAGAAACUAUCGUCUGACCUUCGACCCCUGAUGUUCUGGAUGUCGAAUGCCACAGAACUCCUGAACUUCUUUCAGGUCAAAGUUGAAGCCAUGGAGAAAGAGUGGGAGUUUGAAGCCCCGGGGGACCCACUUCUAACAGCUGACAUGGACACCUGCUCUGAAGCUCUGGCACAGCUGGAUGAUGUCAUUAUGCACACUUUCCAACAGUGUGUGUAUCACCUCACAAAGACACUCUACUCACUCCUUCCAGCCCUCCUUGACUCUAACCCGUUCUCCAGCAAUGAAAAAGAGAAGGAUGGGGUUCGGGAUGCUGAGGGUGAAGACGAAAGAGGAGGGAGCGGAGAGGUGGAUGAUGUCUCUGCCUUACCAUCCAAAGUUGCUGGAUUGGUGGAAGUGUAUCGCUGUUCCCUGAUGCUGUCACGGGAGGCGUGUUUGUCCCCGCCGCUCACCUCGCAAACCUUUGGCUACCUCUUCUUCUUCACCAACACCUCCCUGCUGAAUACUCUGCUAGAGAGAGAUGGGUUAUUUUCAUGGUCCAGAGCAGUCCAAAUCCGUACAAACUUGGACCUGGUUCUGGACUGGCUACAGGGGGCAGGAUUAGGCGACAUAGCCUCUGAGUUUAUGAAGAAACUGUCAAUCACUGUUAACUUCCUGUGUAUUCCCAAGACUCGACUCAUCCAGUCGUCCUGGAUUGAUCUGCAGGAGGACCAUGCCUUAUUGAGUCCUGCCCAGUUGCACCACCUGCUUACCCAUUACAAGCUGGGCCCAACUAGAGCCCCACCUGCAUCCUGGGCCCCUCAGCCAGGCACAGAACUGAGCGGAGACAUCUUUGAGAGCUUUCUGGACCAUCCUCCUCUAAUCCUGCCCAACGAGACCCCGCGCCUUGACCUAUCCCAGCCAAUCCCCAGCUCUGAGCUCCAAAAGGAAGUGACACGUCUCCGCACCUUCUUGUGGGGACUGGACCAGGAUGAGCUCCCUGCCAAUCAGAGGACUCGGCUUUAGAGAAGCCUAGAUUAGUCUCUCUUAGGAUAUCUAAUAAAAGUAAAAAGAAUAGCAACAGGAACAACAAACCAACUGCACACUGGAUUUGUUUUUGCCAUUUUGUUGUCUCGUUGUUCUUUUAAUAACAUUUCUGUAUAAGUUCAUUUAUUCAUUUAGAUAUUUUCAAGUUUAGAAAUAUAUUGGCUUUGAUGUGUUUUAUUUUACGCAGGGAGUGAAGCUUCAUGUCUAGGUCACACAGUGUUUAGCUUAACCUAACUUUUCCUUGUCUUUCAUAUAUGUUUUAACUACUCGUUUGAAAUAAAACACUGAAUUCUAGUCUGAAA
Messenger RNA from Notolabrus celidotus (New Zealand spotty), 3953 nucleotides. RefSeq names its product Ras interacting protein 1 (gene rasip1). Bases 640 to 3630 code for a protein of 996 amino acids. Gene Ontology annotation, cellular component: cell-cell junction. NCBI's taxonomy places the organism in Eukaryota, Metazoa, Chordata, Actinopteri, Labriformes, Labridae. The transcript is spliced from 17 exons. Gene Ontology annotation, molecular function: GTPase binding. Gene Ontology annotation, biological process: signal transduction; negative regulation of Rho protein signal transduction; regulation of GTPase activity. The record is from RefSeq and is a predicted model, not a curated record.